Molecule: messenger RNA, 4734 nt
Organism: Antrostomus carolinensis (chuck-will's-widow)
Lineage: Eukaryota; Metazoa; Chordata; Aves; Caprimulgiformes; Caprimulgidae
Gene: DNAJC13
Product: DnaJ heat shock protein family (Hsp40) member C13
Exons: 40
Biological process (GO): receptor-mediated endocytosis; regulation of early endosome to late endosome transport; endosome organization
Cellular component (GO): endosome membrane
Source: RefSeq, a predicted model, not a curated record
AGCAUGAAUGUAAUUAGAGAAAACAGAGAUCUUGCUUGUUUCUACACAACAAAACAUUCAUGGAGGGGAAAGUAUAAGCGAGUCUUUUCAGUUGGAACCCAUGCCAUCACCACAUACAAUCCCAACACACUAGAAGUUACAAAUCAGUGGCCUUAUGGAGAUAUCUGCAGUAUUUCUCCUGUUGGAAAAGGACAAGGAACAGAAUUUAGUCUCACUUUUCGCAAAGGGAGUGGAAAAAAGUCUGAAACUCUUAAGUUUUCCACAGAGCACAGAACAGAACUGCUUACAGAGGCACUGAGAUUCAGGACAGACUUCUCAGAAGGAAAAAUCACAGGACGGAGGUAUAACUGCUAUAAACAUCACUGGAGUGAUACAAGGAAACCUGUGAUUCUGGAGGUGACUCCUGGAGGUAUUGACCAAAUUGAUCCUGCAACAAAUAAAGUCCUGUGCUCCUAUGACUACAGAAAUAUUGAAGGCUUUGUCGAUAUCACUGGCUAUCAGGGAGGCUUCUGUAUCCUCUAUGGAGGAUUUAGUAGAUUGCACCUGUUUGCGUCUGAGCAGAGAGAGGAAAUUAUCAAAAGUGCAAUAGAGCAUGCUGGCAACUUCAUAGGUAUCUCUCUGCGGAUAAGGAAAGAAUCCCUAGAAUUUGAGCAAUACUUGAAUCUUCGCUUUGGAAAAUACAGCAAUGAUGAAUCUGUAACUUCUUUAGCAGAGUUUGUUGUUCAAAAAAUAACACCUAGGCACUUGGAACCUGUUAAAAGAGUACUAGCUCUUACAGAAGCUUGCUUAGUUGAACGGGAUCCAGCUACCUAUAACAUUGCAACUUUGAAACCUUUAGGCGAGAUAUUUGCAAUAGUAUGUGACUGUGAAAACCCUCAGCUUUUUACCAUUGAGUUUAUCAAAGGACAAAUUCGGAAAUACUCUUCAACGGAAAGAGAUUCUCUCCUGGCUAGCUUGUUGGAUGGAGUGAGAGCUUCUGGUAAUAGAGAUGUCUGUGUGAAAAUGACCUCCACACACAAAGGCCAGCGUUGGGGAUUACUCAGUAUGCCUGUAGAUGAAGAAGUAGAGAGCCUUCAUCUGAGGUUUUUGGCUGCUCCUCCAAAUGGUAACUUUGCAGACGCUGUAUUCAGGUUCAAUGCUAACAUUUCCUACAGUGGGGUACUACAUGCGGUUACACAAGAUGGUCUGUUUUCAGAAAACAAGGAGAAACUCAUUAAUAAUGCCAUAACAGCAUUGCUCUCGCAAGAGGGAGAUAUUGCAGCAUCUAAUGCAGAGCUUGAAAGCCAGUUCCAAGCAGUAAGACGACUAGUGGCUUCAAAAGCAGGCUUCCUUGCCUUUACUCAGCUUCCAAAAUUUCGAGAACGAUUGGGAGUGAAGGUUGUGAAAGCCCUCAAAAGGAACAAUGAUGGAGUAACCCAUGCCUCUAUUGACAUGCUUUGUGCUCUUAUGUGUCCCAUGCAUGAUGACUACGAUUUGAGGCAGGAGCAGUUGAACAAAGCUUCCCUUCUUUCUUCAAAGAAGUUUUUAGAAAAUUUACUGGAGAAAUUCAAUUCCCAUGUGGAUCAUGGGACAGGUGCCCUAGUAAUUAGUUCGCUUCUGGACUUCCUGACAUUUGCCCUAUGUGCUCCAUAUAGUGAGACUACUGAGGGGCAGCAGUUUGACAUGUUGUUGGAAAUGGUGGCAUCUAAUGGAAGAACGCUAUUUAAGCUCUUUCAGCACCCUUCCAUGGCAAUUGUGAAAGGAGCUGGUUUGGUAAUGAAGGCAAUAAUAGAGGAAGGAGACAAAGAGAUUGCUACCAAAAUGCAAGAUCUUGCCCUCAGUGAAGGUGCCUUACCUCGUCACUUGCACACUGCUAUGUUUACAAUAAGCACAGAUCAAAGGAUGCUUACAAAUAGGCAGUUAAGUAGACAUCUGGUUGGCCUCUGGACAGCCGAGAACAAAACUGCUAUGAACUUGUUGAAACGUAUUUUGCCACCAGGUUUGCUGGCGUACCUUGACAGUGCUGAUCCUGUUCCUGAAAAAGAUGCUGAUAGGAUGCAUGUUCGAGAUAACUUAAAAAUUGCAACUGAUCAGUAUGGCAAGUAUAAUAAAGUGCCGGAGUGGCAGAGACUGGCUGGAAAAGCUGCAAAGGAAGUUGAAAAAUUUGCCAAAGAGAAGGUGGAUCUAGUCUUGAUGCAUUGGAGAGAUAGAAUGGGCAUAGCUCAAAAAGAGGACAGAAACAAUAUGAAUAUAAUUCAAAAGCCAGUGAUAUUAAGGAAACGACGCCAAAGAAUAAAAAUAGAAGCAAACUGGGAUCUCUUCUAUUACAGAUUUCUUCAAGAUCAUGCUAGAUCAAACUUGAUUUGGAACUUCAAAACACGGGAAGAACUGAGGGAUACUCUUGAGUCUGAGAUGAGAGCGUUUAAUAUUGACAGAGAACUUGGUAGUGCUAAUGUUAUCUCAUGGAACCAUCAGGAGUUUGAGGUAAAAUAUGAGUGCCUUUCUGAAGAAAUAAAAAUAGGGGAUUACUAUCUACGAUUGCUGCUGGAAGAAGAUGAAACCGAAGAGAGUGGAGCAAUCAAAAAAUCAUAUGAAUUCUUCAAUGAACUCUACCAUCGCUUCUUGCUUACCCCAAAAGUGAACAUGAAAUGCUUAUGUCUGCAAGCAUUGGCCAUUGUUUAUGGAAGAUGUCAUGAAGAAAUAGGACCAUUUUCUGAUACUAAGUACAUUGUUGGGAUGUUAGAAAGGUGCACUGAUAGGCUUGAGCGGGACAGAUUGAUACUGUUUCUCAACAAGCUGAUCCUUAAUAAGAAAAAUGUGAAGGACCUUAUGGAUUCAAAUGGCAUUAGAAUCCUUGUAGAUCUGCUUACCCUGGCACAUCUUCACACAAGCAGAGCCACAGUCCCUCUGCAGAGCAAUGUGAUUGAAGCGGCACCUGAUAUGAAGAGGGAGAGCGAGAAAGAAUGGUACUUCGGCAAUGCAGACAAAGAGAGGAGUGGUCCUUACAGCUUUCAAGAGAUGCAGGAACUGUGGAACAAUGGAAAGCUGACUUCGAAAACACGUUGCUGGGCUCAAGGUAUGGAUGGCUGGCGACCAUUACAAGUCAUCCCUCAGCUGAAGUGGUGCUUGCUUGCCAGUGGCCAGCCUGUGUUGAAUGAGACUGACCUUGCCACACUUGUACUCAACAUGCUUAUUACUAUGUGUGGAUAUUUUCCCAGCAGGGAUCAAGACAAUGCUAUUAUAAGACCUCUUCCUAGAGUGAAAAGGCUGUUGUCGGAUAGUACUUGCCUUCCUCAUAUCACUCAGCUCUUACUGACUUUUGAUCCUAUCCUUGUGGAAAAAGUUGCUAUAUUGCUGUUUCAUGUCAUGCAAGAUAACCCUCAGUUACCUCGUUUUUAUCUGAGUGGAGUAUUCUUCUUUAUCAUGAUGUACACGGGUUCCAAUGUACUUCCUAUUGCAAGGUUUUUGAAAUACACACACACAAAACAAGCUUUCAAGUCUGAAGAAACAAAAGGUCAAGAUAUAGUUCAAAGAAGUGUACUUGGACAUAUUCUUCCUGAAGCUAUGGUGUGUUAUUUAGAAAACUAUGAACCAGAAAAAUUUUCUGAGAUAUUCCUUGGAGAAUUUGACACUCCAGAAGCAAUUUGGAGCAAUGAAAUGAGGCGUCUUAUGAUAGAGAAGAUUGCUGCUCAUCUUGCUGACUUCACCCCUCGUCUUCAAAGCAAUACAAGAGCACUUUACCAAUACUGUCCUAUCCCAGUUAUCAACUAUCCACAACUGGAAAAUGAGCUGUUCUGUAAUAUUUACUACCUCAAGCAUCUUUGUGAUACACUCAGAUUCCCAGACUGGCCAAUUAAAGAUCCAGUUAGACUGUUGAAAGAUACACUAGAAGCUUGGAAGAAAGAGGUAGAAAAGAAGCCACCUACCAUGUCAAUAGAUGAUGCUUAUGAAGUCCUUAACCUUCCCAGAGGACAAGGCCAGCAUGAUGAAAGCAAGAUCAGGAAAGCUUAUUUCAGGCUGGCGCAAAAAUAUCACCCAGACAAGAAUCCAGAAGGCAGAGAUAUGUUUGAAAAAGUUAAUAAAGCAUAUGAGUUUCUAUGCACAAAGUCUGCCAAGGUGAUAGAUGGGCCAGAUCCAGAAAACAUAAUUUUGAUCUUGAAAACUCAAAGCAUCCUCUUCAACAGACAUAAGGAAGAGUUGAAACCUUACAAGUAUGCAGGCUAUCCUAUGCUGAUAAAGACUAUUACCAUUGAAACAUCAGAUGACCUUUUGUUUUCCAAAGAAUCUCCUCUGUUGCCUGCUUCUACAGAACUUGCUUUCCAUACUGUCAAUUGUUCAGCAUUAAAUGCAGAAGAACUGAGAAGAGAAAAUGGAAUUGAGGUAUUGCAAGAAGCAUUUAAUCGUUGUGUAGCAGUCUUGACUCAUUCUAGUAAACCAGAUGAUAUGUCUGUCCAGGUAUGUGGCUAUAUCAGUAAGUGUUACAGUGUAGCAGCUCAAUUUGAGGAAUGCAGAGAGAAGAUUACAGAAAUGCCUAACAUCAUUAAGGACCUCUGUAGACUGCUGUAUUAUGGAAAGAACAUACCACGAGUAGCUUCUUUGGGAGUGGAGUGUGUGAGCUCCUUUGCCUUAGAUUACUGGCUACAAACACACUUGUUCCAGGCUGGAGUUCUGUGGUACUUACUGGGUUACCUCUUCAACUAUGACUAUACGCUAGAAGAGAGUGGUAUUCAGAAAAGUGAAGAUUCGAAUCACCAG